CCUCCGACGUCACUUUUUCCAAAUGUCACGAAAUGUCAAUCGCGAGUUUUAACCGAUAAUCUUAAAACGGAUUAAAAAUGCAUCGAUAUUGUGUAAAAUUACGCUCGCUUUUAUCGCAAAAUAUAUCCCCGACUAGAUAUUAUAGCGUGUCGUCGCUUGAUAAUCCAGUAAUCGACAAAAAUUACAGCAUUAGAGAUGAGGUUAUCGUCGGACGACCUCUGUAUAUGGACGCACAAGCCACUACGCCCCUCGAUCCGAGGGUGCUUGACGCCAUGUUACCCUACUUGACCUCCUAUUACGGCAACCCCCAUUCGCGGACGCACGCUUACGGUUGGGAAUCAGAGGCGGCUGUCGAAAAGUCGAGGGCGCAAGUGGCGAGCAUCAUCGGGGCUGACCCCAAAGAAAUCAUUUUCACGUCGGGGGCCACCGAGUGCAACAACAUUGCAGUCAAAGGGGUCGCUAGGUUUUACUCGUCGAAAAAGAAGCACAUCAUAACGACACAAACAGAACACAAAUGUGUUUUGGAUUCUUGUCGCGCGCUCGAAGCUGAAGGUUUCAAGGUCACUUAUUUACCGGUUGGUACCAAUGGGAUUAUCUCGCUCGAAGAUCUGGACAAAGCCAUCACCCCUGAAACCUCCCUGGUUUCCAUAAUGGCGGUGAAUAACGAAAUCGGGGUCAAACAACCGGUGGCAGAAAUCGGGCGGCUUUGUAAACAGAAGAAGGUUUUUUUUCACACGGAUGCGGCCCAAGCUGUGGGAAAAGUCCCCAUUGAUGUUAACGCAAUGAAUAUUGAUUUGAUGUCCAUCAGUGGUCACAAAGUCUAUGGACCUAAAGGUGUGGGUGCUCUUUACGUCCGCCGCAGGCCUCGCGUGCGCGUUGAACCAAUUCAGAGUGGUGGGGGUCAAGAGAGGGGGAUCAGAAGUGGCACCGUCCCUACUCCCUUAUCAGUAGGAAUAGGCGAAGCCUGCGCUAUAAGUCAGAGAGAGAUGGAGUAUGACCACGCCUGGAUGGAAAAGUUGAGCAAGCGACUCAUGGACCAGAUUUUCGGGACGUUGAGUCACGUGAUCAGGAAUGGCGACCCCGUGCACUCGUACCCGGGGUGUAUUAAUCUAUCGUUUGCGUUUGUUGAAGGUGAGUCACUAUUGAUGGCCUUGAAGGACGUGGCGCUAUCUAGUGGAUCUGCGUGUACUUCGGCCUCUUUGGAGCCGUCGUAUGUUUUAAGAGCCAUCGGGGCUGAUGAGGAUCUGGCACAUAGUAGUAUAAGGUUCGGCUUUGGCCGCUUCACCACAAUCGAGGAAGUGGAUUAUACGGCGCAAAAAUGUAUCCAACACGUGGCAAGACUGCGCGAGAUGAGUCCUCUGUGGGAAAUGAUACAGGAAGGAGUUGACUUGAAGACCAUCAAAUGGUCACAGCACUAGUAUAUUUUUGGAAAAUAGGCUUUAAUGUAAUUAUCUCGUAACAAUAAAAUUAUUUUAUUUUA
Zophobas morio is the source of this 1480-nucleotide messenger RNA. RefSeq names its product cysteine desulfurase, mitochondrial (gene Nfs1). Gene Ontology annotation, cellular component: cytosol; mitochondrion; nucleus. The transcript has 6 exons. Lineage: Eukaryota; Metazoa; Arthropoda; Insecta; Coleoptera; Tenebrionidae. Bases 78 to 1418 code for a protein of 446 amino acids. Gene Ontology annotation, biological process: [2Fe-2S] cluster assembly. The record is from RefSeq and is a predicted model, not a curated record. Gene Ontology annotation, molecular function: pyridoxal phosphate binding; cysteine desulfurase activity.